Salvia miltiorrhiza (redroot sage) is the source of this 1752-nucleotide messenger RNA. RefSeq names its product salviol synthase-like. The record is from RefSeq and is a predicted model, not a curated record. NCBI's taxonomy places the organism in Eukaryota, Viridiplantae, Streptophyta, Magnoliopsida, Lamiales, Lamiaceae. The transcript has 2 exons. Bases 130 to 1614 code for a protein of 494 amino acids. Gene Ontology annotation, molecular function: oxidoreductase activity, acting on paired donors, with incorporation or reduction of molecular oxygen; monooxygenase activity; heme binding.
GUGAAACACAAUGUAAUGCAAUAAUCUCAUCCCCUAUAAAUACACGAGAAAGAAAUGAUCAAGUAUACACAUCUCAUAAAUUCCAAUUUCCAAAACUCAAAAUCCCUUCUUUAAUUGUAGCCCUCCCUCAUGGACUUCGAGUACUAUUCUAUCCUCCUCCUUAUUACCACUUUCGUGUUCGUGUUCUUGUUCGUGUUCGUGUUUCAUAAGCCGAAUAAAAAUCUCCCCCCGGGGCCGCGCAAGUUGCCUUUUAUAGGCAACUUGCACCUCCUCGCCGGCUCCGCUCCGCCCCACCACACUCUUGCAAACUUGGCCGCCGAAUACGGACCCUUGAUGCACCUAAAAUUAGGUGAAACCGACGCCGUAGUCGUCUCCUCACCGGAAACCGCAAAACUCUUCCUGAAAGAAAACGACGUCGUGUUUGCCUCCCGGCCGUCUCUCCUUGCCCCCGAGAUCAACUGCUACGGAAACACAGACAUCGCCUUCGCUCCAUACGGCGAUUACUGGCGACAGCUGCGCAAGAUCUGCUCGCUCCAGCUCUUCACGGCGAAGCGCGUGCAGUCAUUCCGGCCAAUCAGGGAGGAAGAAGUUGCAGACCUCUGCAAAUCGGUGGCUCUAAACGCGGGUUCGACGAUCAAUCUGACGGAGAAUAUCGGCACCACGAAUCUUAACAUCAUGGUUAGGGCAGCAUUUGGGAAGAAGGGUGGUGGAGAAAUAUGUGAGCAAAAUUCCAUCAUUAAAGAGGCUCAAGAAUUCCUCACUUGCUUCAACCUCGUUGAUGUGUAUCCUUCCAUGAGAUUCCUCAAGCUCUUCAGUGGGAUGAAGAGAAAGAUAGAGAAACAUCACCGGAAACUGAACAGGAUCACGGAGAGCAUCAUCGAGGAGCGAAGGCGAGCCCAUCAUGAUCGUGAUCGUGAUCUGCUCGACGUUCUCCUGAAAUUGCAAGGCGAUGGAUCGCUCCAGAUUCCGUUGACAACAGACAAUAUCAAAUCUGUUUUACUGGAUGGUGCUGGAGUUGAGUCAUCAACCACAGCAACAGACUGGGCAAUGGCAGAGAUGCUCAAGAAUCCUAGGAUUCUGAAGAAAGCUCAAGAUGAGGUGAGAAGCGUUUUCGAUGGCCAAAAAUAUGUAGAUGAAAGCCGCUUUCAUGAGCUAAACUACCUCAAAUUAGUCAUCAAAGAGACUCUCCGAUUGCACCCGCCGGGGCCUAUUUUACUUCCUAGAGAAAGCAGAGAGGCGUGCGCGAUUAAUGGGUAUCGAAUUCCGGCCAAAACAUGGGUACUGGUGAAUGCUUGGGCCAUCGGAAGAGACCCCAAGCAUUGGGAGGAUGCAGAGAGCUUCAAACCAGAAAGGUUUUUUGAAAAAAUAGUUGAUUUCAAGGCGAAUACAUUUGAAUACAUCCCUUUUGGUGGUGGAAGGAGGAUUUGCCCAGCCAUCGGUUUUGGGAUUGCUAGUAUAGAAAUCCAAAUGGCAAUGCUUCUCUACCAUUUUGAUUGGAUUCUGCCUCAUGGCAUGAAACCAGAAGAUGUGGAUAUGAAUGAAUCAUCUGGUUUGUCGGGGAAGAGAAAAUAUGAUCUUAGUGUGAUUCCUAUUAUUAGUAGGCCUUUGCAUUAGUAAUUAACAAAGUUUAUAGUUUGAUAUAGUUUAGAAUAAACCGUCAGUAUGGGCUAUGUUAUAAUUUUUCUAUUUUCGCUUGUCCCAUACGAAUGUAUCACGUUUGAGACAUGACUGCACUUUUUAUUUUAACCACAA